CCUCCUGUGGCCGGAUCGCGCUGUGCCCGCAGUGUGUGUGUGUUGGGGGAGAUGUGACACUGAGCGCCCAGCCAGGCCGGAAUGUUGCCGCUUCUCCGGUCCUCCCCGACACUCCAUCCGAGUCCGGGCUGCGGAGAGCUGUGACUCUUCCAACAGAGGAGUCCCCCCGCCGUCCUUCUCCUCUGCCCGGGGAUCUCACCGCUUUCUAUGGCAAGAGAGAAACUGCCCGGAACAUGUUGACUUAAUAAUCCGGACCUGGGGAGAGAGAGAGAGAGAUCUACUGGAUCCCAGCUCUGUGAUUACUGGAAGCAACCUCCCCCCCUCUUAUUACUGGAUCCCUCCACCUUCAUACUGGAUCCCUCCGCCUUCAUACUGGAUCCCACCAGAUGACUGGAUCCCAGGAGCUGCACACCUGAUGACUGGAUCCCAGGAUCUCCAGAUCUUCCUUUCCUCUUUGUUACUUGGAGAGAAUUUUUAAUUUAUUUUUUUGUUACUGUUGCAACCUGAGCAGCUGGGAGCAAAUCAGCAGCAGGCAUGAAUAAUGUCUACCCCUCUCCUCAAUGAAGUUGGUCUUCUCUGACUGGAUUCUUUAAGGAAUACAAAGAAAUCAUUACGAGGGAUCAAUAAUGGUGUCUCCUGGCGGCAGAAUGCAAACCCAUUGGUUGUUCCUUCUUAUCGCCAUCUUGCAGUGUACAGAAGGGUUCACAAGAGCUGCACUGCCUUUUGGCUUAGUUCGGCGGGAGCUUGCCUGCGAAGGAUAUCCCAUCGACCUCCGAUGUCCAGGAAGUGAUGUCAUUAUGAUUGAAAGUGCCAACUACGGGCGUACAGAUGACAAGAUCUGUGACGCAGACCCCUUUCAGAUGGAAAACACAGACUGCCAUCUUCCGGACGCCUACAAAAUCAUGUCCCAAAGGUGUAACAAUAGGACACAGUGUGUGGUGAUCACAGGUUCAGAAGUGUUCCCUGACCCAUGUCCGGGAACGUAUAAGUACUUGGAAGUCCAAUAUGAAUGUGUCCCAUACAAAGUGGAGCAAAAAGUUUUUGUUUGCCCUGGGGUGUUGAAAACAGUGGUGGACUCUCCAUAUAUUUAUGAAGCAGAGCAGAAGGCGGGUGCAUGGUGCAAAGACCCCCUCCAAGCCGCAGAUAAAAUUUAUUUUAUGCCGUGGACUCCGUACCGUACGGAUACGUUAAUGGAAUUUGCCUCUUUGCAAGAUUUUCAGAAUUUCCGACAGACUACAACCUAUAAACUUCCCAACCGAGUGGAUGGCACGGGAUUUGUGGUUUACGAUGGGGCCGUGUUUUUUAAUAAGGAGAGGACAAGAAACAUUGUUAAGUUUGACUUGAGGACUAGAAUUAAGAGUGGAGAGGCCAUUAUCAAUUAUGCCAAUUACCACGACACAUCCCCUUAUCGAUGGGGUGGAAAAACUGAUAUAGACUUGGCUGUUGAUGAGAACGGCUUGUGGGUGAUCUAUGCGACGGAACAAAACAAUGGAAUGAUAGUUAUCAGCCAGUUAAAUCCUUACACUCUCCGGUUUGAGGCCACAUUCGAAACCUCCUAUGACAAGCGGGCAGCCUCAAACGCCUUUAUGAUUUGUGGUGUCCUCUAUGUGGUGCGGUCAGUCUAUCAAGACAAUGAAAGUGAAACCGGAAAGAAUGCAAUCGACUACAUCUUCAACACCAAGCUGAACCGAGGAGAACCUGUUGAUAUUCCUUUCCCCAAUCAGUAUCAAUACAUCGCCGCAGUGGAUUACAACCCUAGGGAUAACCAGCUGUACGUGUGGAAUAACAACUUCAUUCUACGAUACUCUCUAGAGUUUACCCUUCAGGACCUAGCCCAAGUGCCUACAACCAUUGUGGCAGAAACAUUGCCGCCGGAAGUAGUUCAAACCACCAUAUCCACAACAACUACCACCACCUCACAGAAAGGUCUUGUUAGCACAACAUCUGCAGGAGGUAUGAAGGAGGGGAGCCGUGGACCGAAACCUCCUCCUGUAAUGUCAACUACACGGAUUCCACCAAUUACCAGCACCUCACCUCUGCCGGAAAAGUUCUGUGAAGCACGAGAUGCCAGGGGGAUCAGCUGGCCGCAGACACAGAGGGGAGUGGCUGUGGAACGUCCCUGUCCCAAAGGAACUCGAGGAACGGCUUCAUACCUCUGUCAGAUUGCCACCGGCACCUGGAACAUCAAGGGCCCAGAUCUCAGCAACUGUACCUCACACUGGGUCAACCAACUGGCCCAAAAGAUUAGAAGUGGAGAGAACGCUGCUAGCCUCGCCAAUGAGCUGGCGAAACAUACCAAAGGUCCCAUAUUUGCUGGUGAUGUCAGCUCCUCGGUAAGACUCAUGGAGCAGCUGGUGGACAUCCUGGAUGCUCAGUUACAAGAGCUGAAGCCCAGUGAAAAGGACUCGGUUGGGCGCAGUUAUAACAAGCUCCAAAAACGAGAGAAGACUUGCAGAGCUUACUUAAAGGCAAUUGUUGACACUGUGGACAAUCUGCUAAGGCCAGACGCUCUUCAGUCUUGGAGAGAUAUGAAUUCUUCUGAGCAAACCCAUGCUGCCACCAUGUUGCUGGAUACUCUUGAGGAAGGAGCUUUUGUACUGGCGGACAACCUUGCAGACCCAACGAGGGUCACCAUGCCCACAGAAAAUAUAGUCCUGGAGGUGGCUGUACUCAGUACAGAGGGCCAGGUGCAAGAGUUGAAGUUUCCUCAGGGCAAUAAAGGAGGUAACCUGAUCCAGCUCUCGGCCAACACCGUCAAACAGAACAGCAGAAAUGGUCUUGCCAAGCUGGUGUUCAUCCUGUACAAGAGCCUGGGUCAAUUCCUCAGCACCGAGAAUGCCACCAUAAAACUGGGUGGAGAAUUCGCUAACAGCAACCACACCAUCGCCGUCAACUCCCAUGUCAUCGCUGCCACCAUCAACAAGGAGUCCAGCCGUGUCACUUUAUCGGAUCCCGUGCAGUUCACACUGGAACACAUUGACCCCAACAAUUAUUUCAAUGCCAACUGCUCUUUCUGGAACUACUCUGAGAGAACCAUGAUGGGUUAUUGGUCCACUCAAGGUUGCCGUCUCGUAGAAACAAAUAAAACCCACACAACCUGCGCUUGUACCCAUUUGACGAACUUUGCGAUCCUGAUGGCGCAUCGAGAAAUUGUUUACAAAAACCAGAUGCAUGAACUGCUCCUUACUGUCAUCACAUGGGUGGGCAUUGUCAUCUCCCUGGUCUGCCUCGCCAUUUGUAUCUUCACUUUCUGCUUUUUUCGCGGCCUCCAAGGGGAUCGGAACACCAUACACAAGAAUCUUUGCAUCAACCUGUUUAUCGCAGAGUUCAUCUUUUUGGUGGGCAUUGAUAAAACCAACCAUGAGAUUGCCUGUCCCAUAUUUGCUGGCCUCCUCCAUUUCUUCUUCUUGGCUGCUUUUGCCUGGAUGUGCCUGGAAGGUGUCCAACUUUACCUCAUGCUUGUGGAAGUAUUCGAGAGUGAAUAUUCGAGGAAAAAGUAUUACUACGUUGCCGGAUACCUCUUCCCCGCAACCGUUGUUGGCGUCUCUGCCGCUAUAGACUACAAGAGCUAUGGAACAGAGAAGGCGUGCUGGCUGAAGAUAGACAACAAUUUCAUCUGGAGUUUUAUUGGUCCAGUGGCUUUCAUUAUUUUGGUCAACAUUAUUUUCCUGGUGAUCACGCUGUGCAAAAUGGUGAAGCAUUCCAACUCUUUAAAGCCAGAUUCCAGUCGUUUGGAAAACAUAAACACAAGACCGGUCUGGCAUCCCCACGCUCCAGUGGUCUUGAAUUGUGGACUGAUCCAAGCCCAGAGCAGGCUCCAUAGAGCAGGAACCAUCCACCCCUGGGCUGUGGGGGAACGGCAUUUUUCAGUUGAUCGCAGGAUUGGUAAUUAUCGUGUAUGUGACGGCUACUAUAAUACGGACUUACCUGGAUAUGAAGAUAAUAAGCCUUUUAUCAAGUCCUGGGUUCUUGGCGCAUUUGCACUCCUGUGUCUGCUGGGACUGACGUGGUCUUUUGGUCUAUUGUACAUCAACGAGGAGACUAUUGUAAUGACGUACCUCUUCACAGUGUUCAAUGCCUUCCAAGGAAUGUUUAUCUUCAUCUUCCACUGUGCCCUUCAAAAGAAAGUGCGCAAAGAGUACAGCAAGUGUUUCAGGCACACCUACUGCUGCGGAGGUCUUCCGACCGAAAGCCCCCACAGUGUGGUUAAAACAUCGACGGCAAGAACCAGCGCUCGAUACUCUUCCGGCACCCAGAGUCGAAUCAGAAGAAUGUGGAAUGACACAGUGAGGAAGCAAUCAGAAUCCUCUUUUAUCUCAGGUGACAUAAACAGUACGUCUACCCUUAAUCAAGGAAUGACUGGCAAUUACCUACUAACAAACCCUCUUCUUCGACCCCAUGGCACUAACAAUCCUUAUAACACACUGCUCGCCGAAACUGUUGUAUGUAAUACCCCUACUGCUCCUGUGUUUAACCCACCAGCGAACUACAGAGAGACAAGACAUUCACUGAACAAUGCCAGGGAUUCAAGUGCCAUGGAUACUCUACCGCUAAAUGGUAACUUUAACAACAGCUACUCUCUACGGAAUGGGGAUUACAGUGAUGGAGUACAAGUUGUAGACUGUGGACUAAGUCUGAAUGAUACAGCAUUUGAAAAAAUGAUAAUUUCAGAGCUAGUGCACAACAACCUGCGGUGUAGCAGCAAGAACCACAACCUGGAUCGGUCCCUGCCCAUCAAAACUGUCAUUGGGGGAAGCAGUAGCGAAGAUGACGCAAUCGUUGCGGAUGCUUCCUCCUUAAUGCACGGCGACAACCCGGGGCUGGAGCUCCACCACAAAGAGCUGGAGGCACCGCUUAUUCCGCAGCGGACUCACUCUCUUCUGUACCACCCACAGAAGAAAGUGAAGACCGAAGGAACGGACAGUUAUGUGUCACAGUUGACCGCCGAGGCUGAAGACAAUCUCCAAUCCCCAAACAGAGACUCUCUCUACACUAGUAUGCCCAAUCUACGGGACUCUCCAUACCCAGAUAGUAGCCCAGACAUCGAAGAGGAUUUAUCGCCCUCAAGAAAGAGUGAGAACGAGGACGUUUAUUAUAAAAGCAUGCCAAAUCUCGGAGCUGGACACCAUCUACAGAUGUACUACCAGAUAAGCAGGGGCAAUAGCGAUGGCUACAUUAUACCCAUAAACAAGGAAGGUUGCGUCCCCGAAGGAGAUGUCAGGGAAGGACAAAUGCAACUAGUCACAAGUCUUUAAUAUACAUUUUUAGGAGUACAAAUGGCUCAUGCAGGUAUUAAAAGACUCAAUUUUGUUCAACUGAGGCCACCUUAUUUGUGAUCGGCAGCCUAGUAAGACUCACGCUGCUCUCCAUUGUGUAGGAGAGCGAUGGACUUUUUCAGUUCUGUGAAUUUUUUUUAUAAAUCGAAAAAAUGGGGGAAAAAAAAAAAGAACUUUGUAUAUACACAGAGUAUACUUAAAAUAUUUGUUACAAAGCAAACUGGUACCAACACGGUAUUUAAAAUAUCUGCUGCUGAUGCUUCUGACCGGACUUUGGGGGAGAUAAAAGUAGCAAAUCGGCCAUUUUGUUCAGCAGCUCUGGAACCUAGUUUGUAAAUACGGCUGCCAAUUUGUGAGGCCUGCAUUGUAUUAUAUACAAGAUGUAGGCUCCGAAAUCCUGUGGGAUAGUUUUACUGUACCAUGCUGUUUCUGAAUAGUCUGCAGGAUUUUUUGGUCAUUUUUAUUUUUUAUUUUAUUUUAUUUUAUUUGUAUUUUCUUUCCCUGCUUUGCAGGUCACUGCAGAUUCUAUCCAUUAAGGCAAAGAUUAAACAAACAUGUCUAACCACUAGCAAUCAAGCCACUGGCCUUAUUUCAUAUGUUUCCUCAACUGUACAAUGAACUGUUAUCAUGAAAAUGGCAAAAUAAAUUAUAUUUUGUUCUAUUGCUAGGGUGAAAUACAUUUGUGUCCAACUUGAAGUAUAAUUGUUGAUUUAAAUAAUUUUGAAAGAUUGACAUAAAAUAUUGUGAAAAAUAUCAACUGCACAAAGCUUUUUUUUUUUCUUUUUUUUUAUUAUAUAUACACGCUUGUUCUUUGUGGUAAAAAAUGAAACUUAGUCUGUUUUUUUUUUUUUUUUUUUUUUAUGGAAAGUUGGAUCCCAAUCCCUUUUUAUUGUUUUUAGUUUUGUUUUAAUUUAAUGCCAAAUUAGUUUUUAAAGUAAAAAAAAAAAUUCUUAUAUAUUCAGGAGCCAAUUUUGUCAUUAAUUGCACAAGUUUGGUGAAAUCUGGCAUAUUGUUAAACAGGGAUCAUUGGCACUAACCCUGAAACAAGUGGUGCCUGACCUACAUAUAAAUAUAUAUAUAUUUUUUAAAUAACAGUCCAGAUUAUUACUCCAAGACCUUUUCUGCCUAUGUUUAGCCAUUAAUUUAUUUUAUAAUUAAAGCAAUGUGUACAUUUUCAGUGAAAAAUUUCAUUUUUUAUUUUAUUUUUUAUUUUUAAACCUCAGCUGUUAAUAAAAAGCCCAUCACUAAUAUUGUAAAGAUUAACACCUGUUUGACAGUAAAUAAAUGUGAAUUUUUUUUUCAAAAAUGUUACUGCUGUUUCUAUGGUUUGUAGGGUUGAGACAGUCUGAUCUGAGAGCCCUUUACUGACUUGCUGUAGGGAUAGUGAUAAAUGAUCAUACUUGACAAUAAAACCUCUUUACUUUUAUAA
This is a messenger RNA of Rana temporaria (common frog), 6705 nucleotides long. RefSeq names its product adhesion G protein-coupled receptor L2 (gene ADGRL2). The record is from RefSeq and is a predicted model, not a curated record. Gene Ontology annotation, biological process: cell surface receptor signaling pathway; adenylate cyclase-activating G protein-coupled receptor signaling pathway; brain development. Gene Ontology annotation, cellular component: membrane; neuron projection. The coding region runs from base 627 to 5255 and encodes 1542 amino acids. NCBI's taxonomy places the organism in Eukaryota, Metazoa, Chordata, Amphibia, Anura, Ranidae. The transcript has 27 exons. Gene Ontology annotation, molecular function: carbohydrate binding; G protein-coupled receptor activity.